UGCCCCGGGGGAAUGUCUAGGGGCUUACUGUAAGUCGCUCUAGAUAAGAGUGUCUACUAAAUGUAAAUAUAUCUGCAUAUACAAUUGAGUUAUUUCGGUGCCUUAUUUGACCCUCGGCUGAUUGUACAGCACUUUGUAUAAAACAGUGUGUUUGUACAAAUGUGCUAUAGAAAUAAAUUUGACUUGACUUCAAUCAGGUCUUAACUUUCACUUGUACUUUGAUUGGCCUUAGUUUCUGGUGAAAAGCCAGUUAAAGUAUGUACACUGAAUGCCCUGCGGAUGGCAGCAAUGCACCAGAUUUAGCUCGUGAGACUUGUCCCACUGCUAAAAGCAGAAAGCAGCCCAGGCUUGGGUCUCUGUGUCAGCAAAGAGUUCUCACUGUUGUCCAUAACCUUCAGAGAGAGCAGCAGACCAAGCCCCGGGGUUCAACUGAGACUGGAACACUUACUCUGAUAAGCUACGAGCUGUUAGGGGUCAGGGCCCACGCUGUGACUGCAGGAUGGUGCUUGAGGAAAAAACUAACAGCUGUGGGACAAUAUGUCUAAAAUAUCUUCUGUUCACCUUUAACCUUCUUUUCUGGCUGGCAGGUGGAGCUGUUAUGGCAGUGGGAGUGUGGACCAUGGUGGAGAAGAGUGACUAUAUCAGUCUACUCAGCUCCAGCUACUACUCCAUUUCCGCCUACAUCUUGAUAGCUGCUGGGGCCAUCGUUAUAAUGACAGGGAUUAUAGGGUGCUGUGCCACUCUGAAGGAGAUGAAGAGUCUUCUGAUAGUGUACCUUGUUUUGUUGCUCUGUAUUUUCCUGUUGGAAAUUACAGCUGGGGUGCUGGCAUAUAUCAACUACCAGGAGUGUUUCCCUCUAUGCCAUCAGUUGGAUGAACAGCUGAAACAAAACCUGAAGGAAACAAUGGUGAUGAAAUAUCACCAGCCCGGUGAAGAGAGCAUCACCCAAGCAGUAGACAAGCUUCAACAAGAGUUCAAGUGUUGUGGCAGUAACAACUCUUCUGACUGGUCAGCCAGUGUGUGGAUUCAGGCAGCACCGAAUGACAGGCUGGUCCCUGACAGCUGCUGCAAAACCCCCAGUGACCACUGUGGUCGCAGGGACCAUCCCAGCAAUAUUUAUAAUGUGGAGGGAGGUUGCAUCACCAAGUUAGAGGAAUUCAUCCUGAGUCAAUUGCAGAUCCUUGGUGCAGUGGGUAUAGGAAUUGCUUUUCUUCAGCUUAUUGGGAUGAUGUUUACUUGCUGCCUUUAUCGAAAUCUAAAGGAGGAGCCAUACUAAAUCUGGAAGCAUUCAGAAGUGAAAAUAUUUUUGCCAAAUGUUUUAGAUAUUUGUGCUAUUGCCAACAGAUGGGUUAAGAUCAGCAGUGCGUUCCCUGAUUGAAUUAAUCUCAACCCCACCCUUAACUACAUCAUCAAAUAUUUUUAUAAAAUGAUCAAACUAACCCUAGCUGGCUGCUGGAUAGCCAGUGUUCUAUUGUGAAAUACAGUAGCAUUGCAUGUUUUCUUUUCCAAAAUGUUUGCCCCAACUAUCUAAUGAUAUUUUAAGUAUGACCUUAUUAAAAAUAGCUUAGUUUUUUUCUUGCUUGACGUCUUUUGUCAAUUGUCACUAAUGAUUUAUUGUGCAAACGCCUAGCCACAGUUUCAAGCAUGCCUCCACCUCUACUGGAGCCGUUAUAUUAGCUCCAUGACUGGAGCGCCUCAGCUUGAAGCAAAAGGUGGGAUUGCAUAUCCGAUUUGGCACCUGGCCCGUUCCGGCGAUGUGUUUUAUAUUAAAAUGUUCUGAACUCGAA
Messenger RNA from Hypomesus transpacificus, 1787 nucleotides. It is a transcript of the gene cd151, whose product is annotated as CD151 molecule. The record is from RefSeq and is a predicted model, not a curated record. Gene Ontology annotation, cellular component: membrane. The transcript has 9 exons. NCBI's taxonomy places the organism in Eukaryota, Metazoa, Chordata, Actinopteri, Osmeriformes, Osmeridae. Bases 500 to 1276 code for a protein of 258 amino acids.